AGUGUCUUCCUGGUGGACUCGCGCUCCCGGACUCUCUACGUGGGGGCCAAGGACACCAUCGUGGCCCUGUCUCUGGACGCAGUCAGCCAGCAGGCCAAGAAGGUCACAUGGAGUGCGCCACCGGGCCACAGGGAGUCCUGCAUGCAGAAGGGGAAGAGUGAGGUGGAGUGCCAGAACUUCGUCCGCAUCCUGGAGUUCGUGAACCAGACGCACCUCUUUGUCUGUGGCACGUUCGCCUUCAGCCCCCGCUGUGGAUACAUUGACACACGUGAUUUCCGUGCUGUGGAGCAGACCGAGCCCGGGAAGGGCAAGUGCCCCUUUGAGCCACUGCAGCCGUUCUCUGCCAUCAUGGCAGACGGUGCCCUGUACGCAGCCACGGUCAACAACUUCCUGGGGACAGAGCCCAUCAUAUCCCGAGCCAUGGAGAAGGCCCCCGGAAGCCCCCCGGACAUCAUCCGGACGGAGAACUCUGUGACGUGGCUGAACGAUCCUGAAUUUGUGGCCUCAGCUUUCCUGCGUGAAAGUGAGGAUGGCGAAGAUGACAAGAUCUACUUCUUUUUCACGGAGACAGCACGUGAAUAUGACUUCUAUGAGAAGGUCAAGGUGGCGCGCGUGGCUCGAGUCUGCAAGAGGGACUUGGGAGGCCAGAAGACACUGCAGAAGAGGUGGACAACUUUUCUAAAGACUCAGCUCGUCUGCUCAGACCCUGAGAGUGGAACUGUCUUCAACGUCCUGAAGGAUGUGGUGACGCUGCGUGUGGGCAAUGGAAGUGCUGCCAUCUUUUAUGGCCUCUUUGCAGCUCAGGGGAAGGACGACCGUGGCUCCGCCGUUUGUGCCUACAGCGCACAGGCUGUCCAGAGCGCGAUGAACGGCCGCUUCAAGGAGUUCCGGAGAGACUGCGACAAGUGGACGAGCCUGCCGCAGAGCGACGUUCCCGAGCCGCGGCCGGGGGCAUGUGUCACCAGCAGCCCGAAGUGGGAGGGCAUCGCAUCCUCGCUGGCCCUCCCAGACCGCGUCCUGACCUUUGUCCGCGACCACCCGCUCAUGGACGGGCCGGUCGCCCCGCUGGAGAAGAGGCCCGUCUUAGUCAGCCCAGGGACUCGGUACUGCCGGCUGGCUGCACAGCGAGUCAGGGCGCUCUCGGGGAAGGAGCAUGAUGUGCUGUACCUGGGAACAGAGGACGGACACGUGCACAAGGCUGUGAAGAUCGGCCCCUUGCUCUCCCUCAUUGAGGACUUGAGGCUGUUUCCAGAUCGCCAACCCGUCCGGAACCUGCAGCUGCACCAGAACUGGCUGUAUGUGGCUUCUGACAAUGAAGUGGCCCAGAUCCGCACAGCCACCUGCAGCAUGCACAGAACCUGCCAGGACUGUGUUUUGGCCAGAGAUCCUGCUUGCGCCUGGAACACAGACCUGGGGACAUGCCAGGAACACCAUGGACAGGCUGGACUGAUCCAGGACAUCACAUCCGUGAAGGUCCUGGCACUGUGUCCAGCGGAGAGGAAGGAGCUGCCCACCACCAUAGAAGUGCCAGUACUGGUGUCUGCUCGAGUGGUCCUGCCCUGUGUCCCCCGAUCCACUUGGUCCCGCUGUGAGUGGCAGAGACCUUCUCAAGAGCCGUCAACCUACAUUGUGCGUAGCGAUGGCCUAGAGUUUACCGUGGCAGCAGCAACUCUGGGGGACUACACGUGCCGCUGCGUGGAGUCUGGCGUGGGCGGUGUGGUGGCUUCGUACAGUGUGGUGAAUGCCAGCCAGGGGGGCCUCGGUGCCGUCAGGUCUGGUGAGCGCAGCUACAGCGUCCUGGUCGGCGUGCUCUGCUUCGUCUUGGGGGUCAUUGUGAGCAGCGGCUGCCUCUUGCUGCACGAACAGCGACGGCGAGAGCGCCUUCAGAAGGAGCUGAUCUGUCGUGAGCGGAACGGCCUGGACCUGAUGCAGUCGACCACCACAAGCUGCAGCCACGAGCCACAGACCCCAAGUUCUCCCGAGGACGAGCGCCACCCGCUAGCCGCAGCCAAGAAGAACGGCAGCCUCAAUGGCUAUCCGCACCUCUACAUCCAUGAGCUGGAUACGGAGCAGGCCCGCAUCUACCUGGCUGGGGUGCCCCUGGCCAAGUGUGACGAAACCUCCAUCUAGAGCGCCCUUGCCCAGUGGUGCUUGCUGGUGCUCAGAGGAUGGGCAGGCUGCCAGCCGAGAUCUCUGCCAGGCGGAGCACACGUCCUCUGUGUUGAGGGCCAGCUUGGCUCUUGCGGUGGCAGAUGAGGACCUGGCAAAGUGACUUCCUCAGGCAGUGGGCUGGAGGGGCCUCUGCUCCAGCCCCGCUCACCCUCCUGGUAGGCAAGGGGGGGGGUCUGUGGAAACCCACCAGAGAGGGCAGACUUGCGUGGCCUGUAUACAUGCUUUGUCAUGGAUGACCCUCUUUGCUUUCCCGACUGCUCUUCUGCCUGCCUCCCGCCCUUCCUGCUGCUCUGACUCCAGCGUGCCAGUGGGGUAUGCAGGUGCCAGCCGCCUCGAGGAGGUGCCCGAGUUGGUGUGUUCCCAUGAGGAGUGGGAGGGACAGACUGGAUGCCCUGGAACCUACUGCUGGAGUGACCUGCCCAAGCCACAGGCAGGCUAAUGCUUGGGCAGGCACAGGGCUCCCUGCUCAGCUGGUGAGGGGGCGGCGGCGGCCCCAGAAGGUCGCUGCAAAGUGGUGGCGCGGCCACUUCCCUUUCCAGUCCGCUUCCAUUUCAACCCCUGCAGCAGUACUUUGGACACGGGUUGCUCCCAUCCCUGAGUAUAUCUGACUAAGGACAUGAAGGAAGAUGCAAUCGCCAAUCCCAAACAGGGAGAGGGAUCUUUUGGAAGGCCCCCCUACCCCACUCUACCCGAGGGGCACAGACAGUAAUUCCUUGCCUGGGAAUGUGGCCAAAUCGGUGUGCCCCUCCCCCCUUCAGCUCUUCUUGCUCUCUUCCUUCUCCUCCACCUCUGGUGUCUCGCAAGACUUCUGCCCCAGAGAGGCAGUUCCUGGGCCAACUUCUGUGAAAUGGAUGUUGUGUUCUCCCACUGUUGUAUUUUUGGUGUUGAAUCUCUUGAAGUUGUGAUUUAUUAAAAAGAAGGAAAUGGA
Messenger RNA from Varanus komodoensis (Komodo dragon), 3100 nucleotides. It is a transcript of the gene SEMA4F, whose product is annotated as ssemaphorin 4F. The transcript is spliced from 13 exons. Gene Ontology annotation, molecular function: chemorepellent activity; semaphorin receptor binding. The coding region runs from base 142 to 2130 and encodes 662 amino acids. Gene Ontology annotation, biological process: semaphorin-plexin signaling pathway; axon guidance; neural crest cell migration. Lineage: Eukaryota; Metazoa; Chordata; Lepidosauria; Squamata; Varanidae. The record is from RefSeq and is a predicted model, not a curated record.